Durusdinium trenchii is the source of this 2067-nucleotide messenger RNA. Lineage: Eukaryota; Dinophyceae; Suessiales; Symbiodiniaceae. The record is from the annotation of a GenBank genome assembly.
AUGAUAGCAGCAGAUCAGAGUAUGAUCAAAGGCUACAAAAGGCGAGCCGCAACCGCUGGAGCUUCCAGAAGACUGGAGCCGCUGGAGGCGAACCGAACGAGUCUGCGAGGGUCCGAGGCCAAAGGAGCCGAAGCUCCGACUCCGCCUCGCUCCCGCGGGCGCGGGCGCUCGUGCUCAGGCGGAGGCGAUCCGCGUGCGCGCUGUGCCGACCGAACCGGCCGGGUCCCGGCGAGGAGGGCUUCUGGAGCGGGGAAUGCGAAGUCGAUGGACGAAGUGAAGAUGAAGAGGAUCCAGUGGUCCGAGGAGAAGAAGAAUCUCUUGAUGAAGAAGAUCUUUGCUCUCUUGCAAAAGGUCUCCGCCAGCCGCCGUCGACACCUGUUGGAGUCAUGGACUCCACGCCAUCGCCGGGCCCUGGAGGCCUGGUGCCUCACGUCUCAAGACGCCCGAGGGCGCUGCCGGGCGCCGGCGCCGGCGCUGGCCGCGCCGGCCGCGCCGGCCGCGGCCGGAGCCGCUGGAGCCGGGAGUGGAGCGGCGGAGUGGCCGGACGCCGGAACUGCGGAGCUGCGGAGUUCCGACCGACGUCAGAUGCGUGGCAUCGCCUCGUUCUACCGCAAGGGGACGGUGUUUUACCAGGUGAGCCUUUGCAUCCAGAGCCUGUGCAUGACGGCGCGGAAGGUGCGGGAGCUGGACCGGGCGGUGGACAUCUUGCUCAUGCUGAUGUCAAUCAAGCAGAAGAUGGGAGGCAUUGUGGAUCCGUCACUUUUCGUCCAGAAGAUGACUGAUGCUGUUCCUGCAGCCUUCGAGGAGUACGGAGUCACAGCAGAGGAGAUGGGUCUGCGCUUUCAGGUGAUGAUGUGUAUGCGCUUUUGGGUGCGACCACCGCUGCACACGCCGCAGCAGGCCAAGCUGGAAGAUGCUCUACAAGCGUGGUCUCGCCUCACGCGCUUCCGAUCACCUCUGGGUCAAGGAGCACGGGGCUUUGCCCGGAUGGACCUAAAGGAGCUUGAGGAGCGUUGGCGCGCCUUCCGAGAGGUCUAUUUGGAUAUCCUGACAGAGGGAGGGCCUUCCGACCAAAGCCGCCGCUUCAAUGCGAGUCGCCGCUUAGAUGCUUUGGCCGAGGUGGAAUGGGCGCGUUGCAGCACCGCGGCGGAGCUGUUCCGCGUCGACCUGCAGUGUUUGCUCGAGGACUCUGGCGCCCGUUGGCACGCAGCGGCGCAAAGCCUGGGCGAAGCAGCGCGGAAGGGAGAUCUCAACGUGAUGAUGGCGAAGCUGUUGGACGGAGGUGAUCCGAACGAAAGGGACCAUCUACAUCCCAAGUACACUCCCCUACACCGUGCAGCCUCCGGCGGUCACAGACAUGCAGUGCGACUGCUUCUCAAAGCAAAAGCAGAUGUGCUGAUGAGAGACCGCUUGGGUUUCAGCGCUUUACACUUUGCGGCGAAUCAAUCGGUUGGUUUGGUCUCUGACCUUGUGGAAGCCAAGUGCGAUGUGAAUGCGGCCAACCUGCAGCAGAUGACACCGUUGCACAGUGCCGCUGGAAUGGGCCGAGUGGACAUUUGUGAGUUCCUCCUGGCCGCCGGCGCCGGCGCCGGCCCGCACGGCCUCGCCACGCCCGCGGACCUCGCGCGGCGCGCGGCGGAGCGGCGGCCCGCAAGGUCCGUGGAGCAGGAGGCCUGUUUGCGGCUGGCGGAGCGGCUGGUGCAAGCGAGUGAGGCGAAAGGCUCGUGGUUUUAUGAGAGUGAACCCGUGGACUCCGGCCACUUGACCUCUGAAUGGCUUCCAUUCACCUCAACAGCCUCUGACGAGCUCGAGGCCGCACUUCUGCGUGGCGAAGAAGAGCUGGAGAUUCAGACUCCUGCGGGCUAUCGGGUCCUAGUGGAUCUGAAAUCGAAGCUCCAACGCAACACAGCUACCGGCUGCACGCGCCGCGUGCGCCGCGACACGCCGUCGCCGGCGCCGGACCCGACGCUGGAGCCGCGUGCGCCAUGGGUCCCGGCGGCGCCGGGGCACUGGGGAGGACUGGUGUCCACGGGUGCACAGAAGUGGCGCGUGACCAGCACAUCUUGA